ACCCACGUUAAGCACUUUUUAUAAGGCCGGCCACUCCCACUCCCAUCCCGCUUUCCAUCGACCCACAUGCUCACACACACUACAGUGUACCUUAGCUAACUAGCCAGCUCUGCUCUCACUCAGCCACGCAUCAGCCAGCUAGUUCAUCAUCAGAAUUCAGGCCUUCGCCAUGGGCAAGGGCAAGUACCACAGCUGGGUCCUCCGGCGGUUCUGCGGCUCCAUCGCCGCCUGCAUCCUGACGCUCGCCGUCCUCGUCGGGUUCGUCGUGCUCGUCGUCUACCUCGCCCUGCACCCUUCCAAGCCCUCCUUCUACCUCCAGGACGUCCAGCUCCGCUCCAUCGACCUCUCCGAUCCGGCUCUCUCCCUUGACGUUCAGGUGACGAUCGCGUCGCGGAACCCGAACGACCGUGUGGGGAUCUACUACAAGACGCUGCACGCGUUCACGACGUACCGGGAGGAGCCGAUCACGGUCCCGGUGUCGCUGCCGGCCAUCUACCAGGGGCACAAGGACGAGUCGGUGUGGUCGCCGGUCAUGUCGGGCGAGAACGUGCCCGUGGCGGCCUACGUGGCGGACGCCAUGAAGCAGGACAUCGCCGCCGGCUACGUGCUGCUCCACGUCAAGCUCGACGGACGCGUCAAGUGGAAGGUCGGCAGCUGGGUCUCCGGCGGCUACCAUGUCUUCGUCAACUGCCCGGCGCUGCUCUCCGCCACCGGUGGCAACGCCGGGGGCGCCUUCGCCAUGAGCGCUUCUGCCGCGGGCGGCGGUGGCGGUGCCGGGAAAGGGACUGUGUCGCUCAAGUUCACGCAGCCCACGUACUGCACUGUCGACGUCUGACGUGGACGCCGCGCGCCGCACGGUUGUUGGCUCCGGCGUUUGGGGUGGAUCGAACGGCUAGUAAGCUUAUUUGGAGAAGAAGUAAUCUUGUAGGGUAGCCAUUUGUCAUAAGUGUAUAAUUAUUGGGUCUCUCUUACUUACCCUGUGCAGAAUAAUGCUACGAAUUUAUUUACCACAUGAUAUAAGCUAUUUUUUUUUACCGAGAAUCGUCCUGUUGUUUGACACUCUGUAUGUGGAGCGUGCAAUAGUGUCGAUACCUGUUUGAAGAAUGUAAAGGCAGAGUCUAGCAUCGCGUUGCCUUCGA
Messenger RNA from Brachypodium distachyon (stiff brome), 1139 nucleotides. Its product is annotated as NDR1/HIN1-like protein 12. Lineage: Eukaryota; Viridiplantae; Streptophyta; Magnoliopsida; Poales; Poaceae. Gene Ontology annotation, biological process: defense response to other organism. The coding region runs from base 170 to 835 and encodes 221 amino acids. The transcript has 2 exons. The record is from RefSeq and is a predicted model, not a curated record.